Molecule: messenger RNA, 447 nt
Organism: Amaranthus tricolor (Joseph's coat)
Lineage: Eukaryota; Viridiplantae; Streptophyta; Magnoliopsida; Caryophyllales; Amaranthaceae
Exons: 2
Coding region: 1-447 (148 amino acids)
Source: RefSeq, a predicted model, not a curated record
AUGGAUGAGCAGCGUGUUUCUUCUCCUCUACCUCUUCCUCUUCCUCCUCCUCUUGACCCUCGUCCUCCCCUCAUGCCGCCGGUAAGGUUGCUGAAAGGGCAGUUCCCUCACGUGAAAGCAGAGGAGGGCAUGUGGCUUCGCGUAUGUCAUAAGGUAUUUUUAAAGGUUUCUCCAAUGAAGGAGGUUAAAAGGUUCGAAAUUAAAGGUAAGUUAAGUCUCAAGUUUAUCGGACCAUUUGAGAUUUUGCGCAGAAUUGGGAAGGUAGCAUAUGAAUCAGCCUUGCCUACGGAGUUGGAUCGUGUGCAUAAUGUAUUUCAUGUGUCUCAGCUACGCAAGUAUGUGAAUGAUCCGUCCCAUGUCUUAAGCUACGAGCCAUUGCAAGUUGAUGAAACGUUGAGCUGCGAGGAAAAACCACUAAGGAUACUUGAUAUCAAGUUAAGGAGUUGA